Monomorium pharaonis (pharaoh ant) is the source of this 9472-nucleotide messenger RNA. RefSeq lists its product as uncharacterized. The coding region runs from base 344 to 7411 and encodes 2355 amino acids. Gene Ontology annotation, biological process: autophagy. Gene Ontology annotation, molecular function: protein binding. The transcript has 20 exons. Lineage: Eukaryota; Metazoa; Arthropoda; Insecta; Hymenoptera; Formicidae. The record is from RefSeq and is a predicted model, not a curated record. Gene Ontology annotation, cellular component: intracellular membrane-bounded organelle.
AUUCCUUUAUAUUUUUAAGAUUAGCAUUUUUAUUUAUAUUCUUUUCUCCCUCCUUUUCCUCCUUCCCCCUCCCCCAUAAGAUUAGUGUCAUCUAGCGAUGCACGACGAAUUUAAUCAGUCGAAAACAUCGUGACCGACGAGCUUGAGGGUCCGCAGUGCCUCCGCGAUAUAUCCAUAUCCCGAACGAGUUAAUGGAGGACGACGAUGUGUCUCGAUAGGAUACGCGAUCGGAAGUUCACGUUCGCCGCGUAAACGCGGAGUGAAACGCCGUCCUGCUUUUCCAUGCCUGUCAUCCUAACGAAACAAUAACUCUCACAGACGUAGACAAGGACGUUUCGGCUAAAUGGGGAAAGUCAAGAAAAGACCAGAGUUGCUCCACCGCAGCAAAUCACAGAAUAUACUGCGUAACUUAAUGCUAAGGGAUUGUGGAUUGCGUACAACGCAUAAGACCAGCACGCGCGAGUUGGAGCCAAUAGCUGAAGCAAACUUUGUGCUGAGGGACCACAAGGAAUUGAAAUGUGAAUUGCCUGGUGUUCCUAGAGCUACUUUUCUAAUGGUUUUCAGUCCUGAUGGGACCAUGGUAGCAUCUACACAUGGGAAUCACAAUGUUUAUAUCACGGAAAUCACAACGGGAAAAAAUAUUAGAAUCUUAUCCGGACAUCCACGUACUCCUUGGUGCAUAGCUUUUCAUCCAUCCUCCAGUCAGAUCUUAGCAUCCGGUUGUCUAGGGGGUCAAGUUCGUGUGUGGGACUUAAGUGGUGGUAGCGAAAUUUGGAAUGCCGAUAGCCAUACUGUCAUUGCCUCGCUUGCGUUUCAUCCCUUUGAAAGAUUGUUAGUUAUAGCCACGUAUAAUGAAAUUCACUUUUGGGAUUGGAGUAAGUCUCAACCCUUUGCUGUAACAGCUACAAAGACUGACAAGGAAAAAGUGAGAUAUGUAGCUUUUGACAAUUUAGGAAGAAAACUAAUCACAGGUAUCGCGAAUACGCCGCAAGUACAAUCACAAUGGGAUCGAGCUCCUGUGGGACAGUUACUUAGAACUAGUUUGAUGAACUUUAGGUAUCAACCGCGAGAAAAUUUUCCGGAUAUUGAACUUUCACCUUUUCACUUGUGGAACCAUGGCUCUUUUUAUGGAAGAGGAUUGGCGGAUGGAACUGCUGACAGAACAUCUCGUGCAUAUCUGUUUAUGCGCAGUUUCUCACGAGCCGCCAAUCACCAACAAUUUAGAAAUAGUGCGCGACAGGAAGAAGCUCGAUUUCAGCGACGACGAAAUUUAUCUGAAGAACUGAAUCAAACUAGGGAAGCUACAUCUUCAAGUAUCGCGAGAGAUCCGCCUCGCCCGGUCGACAACUCAACGAACAGUGCAGACAGUGUUGAUAAUAGGUCGGCAGACGACAGUAAUGAUGAUGAUUUACCGUUUACUUCUGUGAGAAGGCACGAUCGAGAAUCCAGUGCGACAAACGAUUCUCAUUCUAGAGAUGAGUUGUACGAGCGACUAAACAAUGUGUGGGUCGGUGUGGACGAAAGGUUGCGCGGUAACAACUCUCAAGAUCCGGAGAGGAGAAUAAAUUUAUGCUACAGAGAUCUCGUCGAUCAAUACGUGACGCUCGUAAGACGUUAUUUCGAUGUUUCUAGACGAAAUAGAGAUACGAUUGAUCGCGGUACUGACCCCAUGGAUAUGCCGGAGGCAUCGUCUUCUAAUUCCGAAGAGUCCAGUAAUAGAAAUGAAUCGGCGGCAACUGAAUCGUCUAUACGAAGAUUAAGGAACGAAUUGAAUUCCAGCGCCCAAGCGAAUAACACGAAUCUGGAGAGAUUGCAGCGAUGCCAGCGAUUAUUAAUGGAGCGUUCCGAGCAAGAAGAGAUCGGGACCACCCUUCAAAAUUUAAGAGAAGCUUUGAAUGCCGCCGCCGAAAAUAAUAGCUCAUGCUUAGUGCGAUUACAAAAAUUGCGGGAGAGGCUACAGCGACAGACCGCGACUUUAUUCGAGCAUUCUAACAAUCGUAAUUCUCGCCUUCAGCUGCUUCGAAACGCUCUAAACGAUGAGAUCGAAGCGCUUAACAAUAUGGAGGCACAAUUUACGAAUACUAGUUCUAGAAUUGAACGAUUGCGGGACGAGUUUACGAUGUACGGUAUUCUGCCGCGUAAUCGGCAUAUCGCGACCGAUCCUUCGCAGGUGAAUUUAAGUGACGCCGAAUGGAGAGCUCUUACUCCGAAUGACGGUCAAAUGCCCAGCACUAGUUCCACAUCAGCAAUGUCUUCGAGAUUACAAGAUUUGGAAUCAAAUGUCUUUCCUAGCACAAGUUAUAGUGAGAAUGAAGAGCGUGAUGCAACGUGGUCCAAUGCUAAUAGCAGUGAAAACGCUAAUACCUCGACGUCGAGAAGUACUGGAAGGGAGGCGAGGAGAAGACGAUUUGACGCCUUAAACACAGAAGACGAACCACCAAGGCAGCGAAAACGUAAAUUGGGUUAUUGGCCUAAUGACCAUGUUUCUACAUUAUCCUAUCUUGAGGACAGCUCAUCUUCGAGCGAUGAAGGUUACUCACGAGCAUCGACAUCUCGUAACGGCGCAUCAAAUUUCACAGUUUCUACUCACUCGGCAUUUCAGCCAAACGUACCCAAGUUCAUUGCUCAACGAGCGAACAGUUCACAAAAUCAAGAAAUGCUGACUAGUUCUUCCAGAUUUGACGAAACAGAUAGAAACAAUUUAUCUGAUAAUUUAAAUAACGAAUCAAAUGAAGAUAACAUUCAGGAUAAUAGUACGUCAAGAAAUGCGCGGAAUGCGCAAGAAUCGAGAUCUCAAGAACUCGGUCGUAGACAGGGAAAUUCACCCUUACUCAGGAGAGUGUUAGACGUUCUGCAAAUCCUUCGAAAUUUGCACGCGGAUCGGAUGGAGAGCAAUAAUACUACCCAGCAAGUGUUAAUGGAUGACUCAGAGAAUGGAUAUUGGUUGCUCGAAGAGAACAGUAAUUCCGAUUCAAAUCUGGAUGAUACUAACUCUAACACUAACUCGAGCUCUCGUCGGUGGACUAGUCGAUGGAUACAGCUGGACACUUCUAGCAGGAACUCUGAAUAUAAUAACGACUCACCAAAUUCAGAGCAAACUCUACCUACCAGACCCCUUUCGGAGGAUGCAGAUCAAAAUAUUAAUGAUGGACAGAGAGAGCAAAGGAAUCAGUUGUCACCCGUGUCUGCAAAUCCUACUCGUUACGAACAACCACCGUUGUUCCCGUUCAGAAGCUUACGAGAAAAUCAGUCCCAAAGAGUAGAACAGAAUCAAACAACCAAUACCAGUGGUUCCGGCAAUAGUCUGCCUCAAUCGCAGAUAUCCGAUUCGAGUGCAACGCAUACGAGAGAUUCAAGCGCAGACGCGGGAUUCGUGGAAAUGUCGAGAAUGGUUAACGAUCCUGUUGCAACGAGAAUCGCUAAUGUAACUAGCUGUGAGGGCGGAUCGACAACAAGUGACAAUAGGCAGCAGGAACAACCGAAUCAAGAUCAACGAAACAUGGAUGAUCCGGAUCUCGAUUAUGUUAUAGAUCCGAUAACGGUCGGUACCGAUAAUAUAGAUCCAAGAGAAAGUUCAUUAGGAGUUCGGCAAGGGAUUCAGUUACUUAGUCGUCAUAUUGACAACAUGCAUCGCUUGUGUCGAGCACGCUUGGAAAUAGUUCAGCUAUGUCAAGUACGUAAAAUGUGGGAAGAUCUACAACGACAAAUACGAUCGUUGCACGUGACAGUCCGCGUGGAGAGACGGAAUGGUGAUCAGGUAGAAAUGCAGCGAGAUAAUUCUACCGGCAAUCCUGGUCCGUCAACGUCGACUGCGAGUUCGUCAAAUGAAUCUGCGAGAAAUUUCAAGAAAGCGCUUUUGGAGAAUUAUCAGAGAGAAAGUAACGAGGGCGAUCGUGAUGCAAAAUCGUACGAUGAGAAUCAACCAUCAACGUCGAGCGGAGUGACCGGUCUCGAGAGGAAUCGUGAGGACGAGCCGACAUCCAGUACUCGCAAUAUCGAAGAGAGUACCAAUAUAAGUUUAUCAAAUCUGUUACCGAGCGACGCCGAGUUACGGCGAAUGCAGUGUCGUCUCAAACUGAACGAGAUGCUGGACGGUUUAUACGCGCGGCUGACAUCACGUUGUCAGAAUUGCGAUUCUCGCGUCACCGACGCACCGCGGGCGAUGAAUGAUCACACAUAUUCCAGUUUGACAUCCGACGGUGAUGUGCAGUUGCCUAGUAUGUCCAGUGUCGUGUCGAAUAUCGGAGCUAACUCGAAUCUGCCAGCAGUCACUGCGAUAACGACGACCGAGUCAGAGCCGUUGCCAAGCAUCUCGAGUUUCGUCAGCGGUCUCGAUCAUGCCGGCCCUAGCAGAUCCACCCAAGCGUCAGAUACGAAUGUUGAUUAUCUCGUGACUAAUGAUGCAGCCAGUAAUAACAAUAGGAAUAACGAUAAUAACGUCAAUUCUGAGCCUUUCACACAAUAUCCAACAAACCAAAAUGGGACUUCAACUCGUCCUGCGACUUUCAUAUCGUCAUCCGAUUUGUCUACCAUCAGACAUGACAGACUUGAUCGACGUGAAAGAUUUCGAAAGUAUUUUUUAAAUGUGUCGUUGAGACCGCUUUGUCGUAGACAAAGCCUCAGGUCUCAAUCCACUAAUAAUCCAUUUCGUUCUUGCGAGCAUAUUAGAAGACCAUGGCAUUUACGCAGGAACACGUCCCAGAAUAGUGGCAGCACUAGUACCGAUAAUUUAGAUGUGGGUAUUGAUAGAACGCGAGGCUCAAAUACAUCUGAAUAUUUGCAGAAGAUGAUCCUACGACUGGAAUUGUUAGUUCGACAACAAAGGGCCUUGGCUCGUAACAGUAAUAGAAGGUUGAAUAAUAAUAACCGCCAAUCGGAAACUAGUAGGGACAAUGAUAAUCGAGAGAUGGAAGAGAUUCGUGAAGCCACAAGAUUAAGGGCUAGACAAGUACUCGGCUUGAUGGUGCGUUCUUUAAUCCAAUUCUUUGAAGUGACGAGAUCAGGAAAUGGUUCUCAAAGCAAUGUUCUUUAUGAACAGAUGUACAAGUUGUACGUAUUGUUACAUCUGGCACUAGAACUGACAGAUUUAUUGCUGGCACAGUUGGUAAUAACAAGACGAGAGCUGGAAUCUAGUCAAUAUGGACCUUUUCCUUCCGAUUUACCGGUCGACAACCAAACCAGAAGCGACACGCGCGGUAAUAACAGCGUCGACAAUAGUUUGCAGACGGAAAGCCCGCGUCGUAUGAAUGAUAAUGUGCCGAGGCGAAACGCGGACAGAGAGAGGUUUCCGAGAAACCGCAGUGAAUUGCCAAGUGCAGAGGAACUCCUCUCGGCACGCGGAAAUAAUAUACGUUAUCGCAUUAUGGCGCGACGAUUAAAGCGGUUAUCUUACGGUCAUCGACGAGCAACUCAAAUCAUUAACAGUUUUUCCGAAAAUCAAACCAGCAAUUCAACGACAGCUAGACGUAGCGAUAACGGUGACGAUAACAAUUAUGACGAUAAUGCGCAAAACGAAGAUAAUCGGCAAUCAACUUCUGAAAACGCUCUAUCGGCGGAAGUGCAAAGUAUCGUGGAGAGAAUCCAAAGUAGCAGCUCGAUCGACAAUGACGAUCGCGGCGAGGCCAGAGCAGGAGUCGAGAAUCGUACGAUAGACGCUGCAAACGAGUCACGAAACUCGAACGAGAGCUAUCGACGAAGUUACAGAAAUGCUACGAUAUCCGAACCAGCGGUGAGACGUAUCAACGAAUCAAGGAGUCCACAGGAGACCGAGUCAGGUAUGCAUUCCAACGAGAGCUGGAGAAACUACAUUUCUUACACUUCGUCGGGAGAUGAACAAAGCGCUCGAUCAUCGCAUCCGAGACCGCGUUGGACUCGCCAAUACACGCGGGGUGCGUGUUCGUCGUUGCUCGAGCGUCCUUUGCACAGAUACAGCAAUUCCGACUCGAAUAACAAUCGCAGAUUCCCUCACAAUAGGGAAGGCGCAUCUCUUCGACGAGAAUUUAAUGUUCCCGAACUACAGGUGAAUAACGUGCCUGUGAACGAUCUGGAUAAUCUGUCCAAUAAUCCACGAAGAAGACAGAACACACCACCAACUCCGCCACAUACACCUCCACCAUAUUUAAUCAACAAUUUUCUCCAUAACGCCGGUAAUAGGAACAACGAUCGUACAAAUGAGUCGACAGAUCAGCCUGGACCAAGUUGGGCUGGACAGUCGAACAAUAAUAGAACUCGGGUAUUGACACCAACGUUUCUAACAUUAUGGCGCAAUCGGGUUGGGCCCACUUGGAUUCCUCGUUACACUGAAUUGGUGAAUAAUACAGGAUUACGAAUGGGAAGAGGUGUAAAUCCAGGUAAUGGUGGUAGCGGUGGUGAUGAUGGGGUAGGCGAUGGAAGAGGUGCAAGAGGAGGAGGAGGAGAAGGAGUAGAAGAAGGAGGAGGAACUGGAGCUAGAGCUGGAGUUGGAAUUGGAACUAGAUCUAGAACUGGAGCUGGAGGUGGAAAUGGAAAUGGAAGUAGAGAUAGAGAUAGAGAUGGAGGAGCAGGAGGAAGAGGAGGAGGAAGAGGAGGAAGAGGAGGAGGCGGAGGAGGAGGAGGAGGAGGAGGACAGGAUCCAGGAAAUGAUGACAAUGAUUAUUAUUGGGACUUUGAACAUCAUAUUCCUGUGGGAAUACCAUUCAAUCCAGCAUUGGAAAUUCAGAGUUAUCGUGUUCAAGCAUGGGACUUCUCCAACGGUGACAUACCUGAUAUUACAGAUUCUGAGAAAAACGUCGUGGUGCGCGAAUGUAAGAUUCAUAACGAUGCCAGUAUUGAUAUAUCUACGGAUGGGAAAUUGUUAGCAACGCUUCUGCAGUCGGGUCGUAUUAACGUGACAACCACGUUAGGUAUCUACAGCCUGCAGUGGGAAACACUGGGAGAAAAGAUUUACUCGACUAAUAUUGAUCAAACGGUAGUAUCUGUCUCGAUAUCGCCUACACAACAGCAUCUUUUGGUAGGUUUGGCACGUAGAAUUCAUGUACCCGCUAGGCCUUUUCCGAUGGCUUUGAUUUACAAGCUAAUGGAGAAACAAUCCGAUGACGAGAAGAACACUUUGUCGACGGAUCCGAAUAUGGAGUUGACAUACGAUUCUUCUGACGAGAUGCUUGAUGAUAACGUUGUUUCUACAAAUGCUGCGAGGCGUAAUGUUACAGCCAACACUUACAGACCGCACAGAGACUGGCGGAUUCGGAUGAGAAAUGAACUCGAUAUGGACAUCAAACGUCACAGGGAGAGCAUGGUGCUUAUCCGGGAGUUGUUGCAAAGCAGUCGGGAGGUCUCGAGUUACCUCAGUCUAAAUUGCAUCAGAUGGGCGCCACAACCGGGCCAGGGGAUGGUUUAUGCGACGAAUACCGGACAAUUAAAUAUUCUGCAGUGAUUCUACGUCUGUAGACGGAUGAUGGAAGUAAAUGUUCUCUUCGUAUUAUAAUGCUUACAAUGAAUGUUAUAUUACGCUUAAGACGUAAUACAGUAUCAGUUCGAAUUUCUUUUUGAUAAAUUAUAAGAAAGGAUAUGCCAAUAUGCGACGUGUGGUAGUAGAUUUUUAUCGUGAUCAAUUGUCAAUCUCGAUGGAUUGUAUAACAGUGAUAAGCGCAAAACUGCUGCGGACUACGAUUUGUAUUUUAUUCUUUUUUCCAUAAUGUGCUGUCAUUUUUUAUAUUCUGCAAAGAAUUGUAAGAAAUGCAAGAUGUGUAUAGAUAUAAAAUAAUAUAUGUUCGAGCAAUUAGUUAUUAUUGUAUAGUUUAUAUCUGGUUUUUAUAUUCCUAUAAUUUAAAAGAAACUAUUUGCAUCGUUUCUAUUAGACUGAAUUUGUAGUAUGAUACGAUUAUAUUAUAUCUUUUUUUAAGGGAAGUUUCUGUUGUCUCACGAUGUGAAAGUGCGAGAAAUUAAGUUGUUAUAUAAUAUUAAUAUGUAUUUACCAAUCGGAUAAACAUUAAUGCCAUCAAAUAAAUCACUAAGAACAUACUUCCCACUUUAAUCAUCUUAAUUAUAAGAAACAGCAAUUUAUUGUGCCAUCUCCUUGCAAUACAUUUGUAUUUGGAUGAAUUUUUAUCUAUUGAUAGUUUAUUAACUGGAAAGAGAUAUUUAUAUAAUUUUUUUUAGAUGAUUUUUGUUCAUUUUACUUUCGUAUUACGAGAGAUGAAAUGUUUAUUAAAAUUCCAUGUAUACUCUUAUACAUCUAUACAUAUAUAUUAAAAGUUUUGGCGUAGGAUAUAAUAUACAAAUGCAAAUAUACACAUUGAUUAUGUAAAUUAUUUCAGGCACAAUUUUAUUUUUGUAAGAAAUUGCGUGUCUUGGAAAUUUGGCGCUUUUUGGAAAGAUGAGAAUGGCUACGCUUGUGUAUACAAUCGUCUGGUUUUUCAAUACAAUUAUUGUAUACAUAGUCGAAUAACACGUAAUUGUAUUUCUGUGUAUAAUCAUUAUUAAUAAUAAUUUCUUUCCAAAAAACCAAACAUACGUUUUAUACAUUUUACAGUGUCAUACGUACGCACGUGCACAUACGCUUUCCACGUUUCCAAUCGCGAAUAAGAAUGUAGCAUUAAAAGAACAAAUAUUGAAAAUGUAAAGUUUUACAUUUUUUUCAAUUUUUAAAGAAUAUAAUUUUGUAUGCAAUAAUCGUCUGAAAGCGUUAUGUGUUCAAGGGGAAGCAUCCAUUCGGGCAAAAUGUAGAAGGAAGAGAGACUUUUGUUUUUUUCCUUUUUUAUAGUAUGUGAAAGAAGUAUAAGAAGAUACGACAGAAGUAUAAGUUUCAUAGUCUUAUAACAUCUGCCUCUGUAAUCGGACAAUAAAAUUUACAAUGAAAAUAGAUACAGGCAUGUUUAUGUGUGUGUGUGUGUAUAUACAAAACGAUAUAAUGUAUUGGUAUAUCUAUUUAUCACAAAUUCAUAUUAUAAAAGCAUCGGUCUCGUAUAAUAUGUUAAAUGUAAUACUUAUUAUAUGAAGUUAAAGUAUCGUAGGAAUCUAUACAGAUGCUAGGAUGGAAGACUUAAAGGCGAUUCUAAAGUAUCACCUUCAAGCGCAAAUGUAUUUUUUUUUCAGUGCUUGGGUAACUACUAACAAAGUGGUACGGUUUAUGAUACACACGUUUAUACGAAUCUUAUACGAAUUCGGCAAUUUAUUUACAGGACGCAAUAAGACUCGAAGAUUGUCUUUAUAAUGAAUAUCUAUUUAUAAAAAUAUUCAUGCGCGUGAAAAUUCUAUAAAGAUCUAGUUUUUAUCGGGAAAAAUUAAAACGACAAAAACGAACAGAAACUGCAGUGCAGUACACAUUCUUUUUAUGUGUGAGUAUGCAAUAGUCUGUACAAUAUAAUUUUAACAAUAUUUUGGCAUCGCACGGUGUGUUAAUUGCUCUGUAAAGUUUUACAAACACUUGCACGGCAUACAUAGCACGCACGUGUAUGUAUGUAGUUACCUAUAAUAUAUAGUAAUGCAGUAAAAA